UGUACGUGCCCGGGGCGGCGGCGGCGGCGAAGCCGGGGCUGGCUAGCAGUGCCCUUUUGUCCAUGGAGGCUGCAGCGGCGGCGGCGACGACAGCCGCCCCCUCCCCACCCCCGGCGGUCACCAGCCGGAGUUUCCAAGUCUCUCCUUCUCGCCUCCCCUCCCGGCGCUUCCGAACCCUCUCUCUCUCUUUUCUUUUUAUUUUUCCGCACCGCACGGGCCCCGGGGGCCAAAAAUAAUCGGGGGUCUGGAGAGAGGAGGGUCCCGGCCGCACGGAUAUCAGGCCCCGAGGAGGGAUGGAGGCGUCGGGGGCAGCCGAUGCAACGGAUUGCGAGGCGGUGGCGGCAGCCCGGGUGCUGCGGCCGGCAGCUGAAAAAUGGCUCCAGGAAGCUGCUGCUGACAAUGAAUGAAGGGAUACGGUUUACGCGCCAAGGUCCUCCCGCGAAACUCAGAUUUCCCGCCGGCUUUUCAAACCAUAUUUGCAUAUCUCCGCCCCUCAACCCGCCGAGGACUGUUCCCACAGUCCAUUGGAUCCCUGUUGCCUUACUUCGGUACCAAUCCUGGAGCGAGGUCGCCACUGGCUGUUUUCCAUUGGCUGUCAUACACCAUGGUUACCGGGGUGACCUGGGCUCUAUUUGCAUAGAGCAACCUGAUUGGCUGGAAGCAGAGCAGGCUUCUUAGGAGGUGGGGCAAAGUCCUACUCUCCCACGGAAAGCCACGCCCACCACAGGUCCCUCCCUCGCUCCUACCCGCGGGGCUGGCUCUGAUGACCUGGGCAGGGACUCUGCCUCGCAGACUCAGUGUGGAUCUAGUCUUGAGCGCAAGUUUCGGUUUUGGAAAUUGUCAAGGUGACACCCUCAGGGACUUUGUUUCCUGUAACCAAUCAGUGUAGUAAAUGAAGAACUGGUAGAAAUUCUCCCAAAUAUGUGUCAAAGGCUAGUUGGACCCGGCCUGGCAGGUGGAAAACUGAGCCCUUUAAAUCCUGGGUUUCUUCCUUCCUGAAAUCCAACCAAUGACGUGAGAGCGGAUCCGGAGGCCGAGGCUGAUAGACAGAAGCAUGUGGGCAGACAGAACGGUGGGGGUAGAAGGUUCAGCUGACGCGACUGCAGGAACACUUUAGUUCAUAUUCCGGAUCAUUCCUGGCAGCUUCAUGAUUAGCCCGAAUUC
Molecule: messenger RNA, 1164 nt
Organism: Apodemus sylvaticus (European woodmouse)
Lineage: Eukaryota; Metazoa; Chordata; Mammalia; Rodentia; Muridae
Exons: 2
Coding region: 316-678 (120 amino acids)
Source: RefSeq, a predicted model, not a curated record